AUGUUUUUUAUUUUUCUUAUACUUUAUUGUGUGACAAUAUGUGGAAACCUCCUGAUCAUCACACUGGUGUCCUACAGCAAAUCCCUCCAUUCCCCCAUGUACUUCUUUCUCUCCAAUCUGUCUAUAUUGGAUAUCUUACUGGCAACUGAUAUUCUUCCCAACAUGAUCCAUACUGUCUUGGUAAAACAAUCUGCCAUGAAAUUUUCUGAUUGCCUCGCUCAAUUUUUGUUCUUUCUGAUCGUAGAAUCUUCAGAAUCUCUUCUUCUGACAGUGAUGAGUUGGGACAGAUAUUUGGCCAUCUGUAAACCAUUACAUUAUAAUUUGACAAUGAACCCCGAUCGUUGCUGUAUAUUGAUUAUUAUCUGUUGGACUUUAAGUGUUUUAAUUGUGGUGGUGCAUACUUUCAAUGUAGCUCAACUGCAGUUUUGUGGUCCCAACACAGUUGACCAUUUUUUCUGUGAUCUGGAUCCAAUUCUUAAACUUUCCUGCUCAGAUACUGCAAUUAUUCAACUAGAAGUAACAUUGUUGACUGCUUUCUUUGGUAUCAUCCCAUUUGUCUAUAUCAUUGUAUCAUAUAUUAUUAUCAUAGCCACUAUUCUUAAAAUUCCCUCCAUUACUGGAAGGAAGCAGGUUUUCUCAACAUGCAGUUCCCAUCUGACUGUUGUCUGUAUCUAUUACGGAAACAUAGCUUGUGUAUAUUUGGUACCCAGUGGAGGACAGUCCGCCAGUGGAGGACAGUCAGAGAACAUUACUAAGUACUUAUCACUGUCCUAUACUGUAGUCACUCCACUGGUAAAUCCUCUUAUAUACACUUUAAGGAAUAAAGACCUGACCUGA
Staurois parvus is the source of this 837-nucleotide messenger RNA. The record is from the annotation of a GenBank genome assembly. NCBI's taxonomy places the organism in Eukaryota, Metazoa, Chordata, Amphibia, Anura, Ranidae.